AAACUAAAAAGCCUCUCUUUGAAAAAAAAAAAAAAAAAAAAAAGAAAAAAAAAACUCCAUAUUAGGGUUUUCAGAGGCGCCGCUUUUGGACAAUUUCGGUCCGAGAGAAGUAUUUUCUCAUUCCGUUCGUUUCUCAGGAAGAAAAUAGCAAUGGAAGUUACCCAGGUUCUUCUAAGUGCACAAGCUGUAGAUGCAACCGUGCGGAAACAUGCUGAAGAUACUUUGAAACAGUUUCAGGAUCAAAAUCUUCCUGGUUUUCUGUUAUCCCUUUCUGGAGAGCUUGCUAGUGAAGAAAAGCCAAUUGAAAGUCGUAAACUGGCAGGUUUGAUUCUCAAAAAUGCUUUGGAUGCUAAGGAACAACAUAGAAAGUAUGAGCUUGUUCAAAGAUGGUUGUCUUUAGAUGUGGCUGUGAAGGGCCAAAUCAAGGCAUGCUUGUUACAAACCCUCUCUUCUUCUGUACCUGAUGCUCGAUCAACUGCUUCACAAGUCAUUGCAAAAGUUGCAAGUAUUGAGCUGCCGCAGAAACAGUGGCCAGAGCUGAUAGGAUCCCUCUUGUCAAAUAUUCAUCAGGUCCCACCUCAUGUAAAGCAAGCUACCCUUGAAACUUUGGGGUAUCUGUGUGAAGAAGUUGUUCCUGAUGUUGUUGAUCAAGAUCAUGUUAAUAAGAUACUUACAGCCGUGGUACAAGGAAUGAAUGCAAAUGAAGGUAACAAUGAGGUCAGGCUUGCUGCCACCCGAGCUUUGUAUAAUGCUCUUAGCUUUGCGCAGGCAAACUUUUCCAACGAUAUGGAACGUGAUUACAUAAUGAGAGUUGUUUGUGAGGCCACUCUCUCCCCAGAGGUGAAAAUUCGCCUGGCUGCUUUUGAGUGUUUGGUCUCGAUUGGGUCAACAUAUUAUGAGAAAUUAACACCAUACAUCCAAGACAUUUUCAACAUCACGUUGAAGGCUGUCAGAGAAGAAGAGGAACCAGUUGCACUUCAGGCCAUUGAGUUUUGGAGCUCAGUUUGUGAUGAGGAGAUUGAUAUUUUGGAAGAGUAUGGAGGUGAAUUUACUGCAGAUUCUGAUGUUCCGUGCUAUCAUUUUAUCAAACAAGCUCUCCCGGCACUUGUUCCUAUGCUGUUGGAGACUCUUCUCAAACAAGAAGAAGAUCAGGAUCAGGAUGACGGAGCUUGGAAUCUUGCCAUGGCUGGUGGAACUUGCCUUGGUCUGGUUGCCCGGACAGUGGGUGAUGAUAUUGUGCCGCUUGUGAUGCCAUUUAUUGAAGAGAAUAUAACAAAACCUGAUUGGAGGCAGAGAGAGGCAGCUACAUAUGCAUUUGGUUCCAUAUUGGAAGGUCCUUCGCCCGAUAAGUUAACCCCUAUCGUCAAUGUUGCUCUAAAUUUCAUGCUCACGGCUUUGACCAAUGACCCAAGUAGCCAUGUGAAGGACACAACUGCAUGGACCUUGGGGAGAAUAUUUGAAUUCCUUCAUGGUUCAACUAUGGAAACACCCAUUAUUACUCCAGAAAAUUGCCAACAGAUUAUUACAGUUCUACUCCAGAGCAUGAAAGACGUUCCAAAUGUUGCUGAGAAAGCCUGUGGUGCUCUCUAUUUUCUCGCACAAGGUUAUGAGGACUUGGGAUCAUCAUCUUCUUUGAUGCCUUAUUUCCAAGAAAUUGUUCAGUCCCUUCUCAACGUCACUCAUAGAGAAGAUGCUGGGGAGUCACGACUUCGGACUGCUGCGUACGAGACACUUAAUGAAGUGGUAAGAUGCUCAACUGAGGAAACUGCCCGGUUAGUCUCGGAGCUUGUUCAAGUCAUCAUGGCAGAGCUUCACAAGACUCUCGAGGGACAGAAACUCUUGUCUGACGAGCGAGAGAAGCAGAAUGAAUUACAAGGCCUUCUCUGUGGGUGCUUACAGGUCAUUAUUCAGAAACUAGGGGCUUCAAAUACCGCCAAGUAUGCCUUCAUGCAGUAUGGAGAUCAGAUCAUGAACCUUCUUCUCAGGGUUUUUGCUUGUAGAAGUGCCACUGUCCAUGAGGAAGCAAUGCUUGCUAUUGGUGCAUUUGCCUAUGCAACAGGCCCCAACUUUGCAAUAUUCUUGCCUGAAUUUUACAAGUACUUGGAGAUGGGUCUACAGAAUUUCGAAGAAUACCAAGUUUGUGCUGUAACAGUUGGUGUUGUGGGUGAUAUCUGCAGGGCAUUGGAGGGUAAGAUUCUGCCUUACUGUGAUGGGAUAAUGACCCAGCUCCUCAAAGACUUGUCAAGUAACCAACUUCACCGAUCCGUAAAGCCCCCAAUCUUUUCAUGCUUUGGGGACAUAGCACUGGCCAUUGGAGAGAAUUUUGAGAAGUACCUAAUGUAUGCAAUGCCCAUGCUCCAGAGCGCUGCAGAAUUGUCUGCUCACACAUCAGGUGUGGAUGAUGAAAUGAUAGAAUAUACUAAUCUUCUUAGGAAUGGAAUUUUGGAGGCAUAUUCUGGAAUAUUCCAGGGCUUCAAGAACACUCCUAAGACUCAGCUUCUGUUCCCGUAUGCACCACAUAUCCUUCAAUUCCUAGACAGCAUUUACAUGGAGAAAGAUAUGGAUGAUGUUGUGAUGAAAACUGCUAUUGGUGUCCUGGGCGAUUUAGCUGAUACGCUGGGAAGCAAUGCAGGUUCUUUGAUUCAGCAAUCUGUCUCAAGCAAAGACUUUUUAAAUGAAUGCUUGUCUUCAGAUGACCACUUGAUUAAGGAAUCUGCCGAGUGGGCCAGGUUGGCCAUUAGUCGUGCCAUUUCUGUUUGAGGUGGCAUCCAGGGAGUACGUAUUAUCUAACCUGCAUGCAUAUGGUCAUGUUGAGUCGGUUCAGGUCGGGUCCAGAAUUGCAUAAAACGAGUCGGUCAUUAAAUUUCUCUGACUACAGAAGCCAUUUAUCUUCGUAAAGUCACUAACUCAUGCAUAAGCAUCAUGGGAUCGGGAUGGUGGUGGCUGAAGGACCUGAGAAGCAAAAUCUCGGGUUCAUUAAUUUUGCCAUGGGAAGGAAUCGGUGGCAGUGGCUUCUCAGUAAUUUAAACUUGAGAAGUAGAGUUCAAUUUUUGAGAUCGAUUCGGGAGGGAAGAUAGUUGUUACUGUGCUGAAUGAACAAAUCAGUCUGCAUUGCAUUUCUGUGCUUUGUGCGUCCUUGGUGGUCUCUCCCGGUGGUCAAAACAAGAUAUUCUCGAUGUCAUCCUUGAUCGGGACAAGAUAAGCCCCCAGAGCUUUGGUUGGCAUGAUACCUUGAGCCAGCCAACCCACCUACCCGCUGCAGUUUUUCUUCCCUAAUUUUUAAAUUUUCUUUUUCAUCAAAAAUCAGUUUUUUUAAAAAAAAUGUUUUCUGGUCUGUCUUUCUCUUGCAUUGGUCAUACAUAAGUUCUUGGAGUCGAUUUGCAUUCAAUCUCAUUAUUUUCAUUCAUCAUGUUAUAUUUGGGGGGCUCAGGUCGGGGUUAGUGGGCCAGGUGGUUGGGUGUCUGGUCGGGUUAUGCAUUUCAUUCUGGGCCGGGCGGGUGGGUGGUCAGGUUAGGCAUUUCAUUCACAUCAUUUUUUUUUCUCCAAAAUUUUUCAAUCAUGGCAUUUCACAGGUCAAAGAGUCGAAAUACAUGCAUUUGUGAAAACAUACAUGCUUCUCUGUUUCUCUAUGUAGAAGUAUUGUUUGCGUUUUUUCCUGUCAAUCUUGCGGUUUUAGACGUUUUUUCUUUUGGUUUUUGAACUUUUGGGAUUUAAAAAAAUGCAAUGUCAUGAACUGCGAUGACAUUGGAAGGAUUGAGAAUAGGAUAUUGAAGAAUCAAUUGUUGUCCAGAGGCAGUGUAUUUGUGUAGUUUUGCCUCACAUUUUCAGCUUUCAAUGGAUGUAUAUGAUUCAUUUUAUUUUGUAUUUUCAAGGGAAAAAAAUGUUUCUGUUAUUACAUAUGCUGCAUAAUGAAUGAAUAUCGAGGUUUUGAAAA
Messenger RNA from Olea europaea var. sylvestris, 3934 nucleotides. Its product is annotated as importin subunit beta-1-like. Gene Ontology annotation, cellular component: nucleus; cytoplasm. Gene Ontology annotation, molecular function: nuclear import signal receptor activity; small GTPase binding. The annotation marks the transcript as partial. The record is from RefSeq and is a predicted model, not a curated record. NCBI's taxonomy places the organism in Eukaryota, Viridiplantae, Streptophyta, Magnoliopsida, Lamiales, Oleaceae. Gene Ontology annotation, biological process: protein import into nucleus. The transcript is spliced from 3 exons.